Messenger RNA from Ambispora gerdemannii, 978 nucleotides. NCBI's taxonomy places the organism in Eukaryota, Fungi, Glomeromycota, Glomeromycetes, Archaeosporales, Ambisporaceae. The record is from the annotation of a GenBank genome assembly.
AUGGAACAAGAAACAAAGUUUCGAAUCUCUGAUUCACCCGUAAUUUACAUCGACCCACAGAGUGCCCAUGUUUUAGAUAGAGAAAUUGCAUUGCAGAAAAUAUAUUACCGACCUGAAGGUUAUUAUCGGACUGCUGAAAAAAUGAGAGAUGCCUGUAAAAAGCCUAAAUUUAUUCAAUAUGCUUCUUUUAAUGGUAUACAAGAUUUAAAUGAAGUACAUAAAUCAGAUCUUACCCCUCUUUCUUUCGAUAAAAUUGGUAAUCGAAUUUUCAAACAUAGGGGUGUUAUAAAAGAUGUGGCAACUAGAUUUCGUAAAAGUUGUGCUUUAACUAAUAAGUCUUCUGCAUCGUUAGCUAAAAUGUUUAAAGCAAUUUAUGGUGAUCCUAAUAAUCAUCUUACAUGGCCGAAAGUUUUAAUUGUAGAUAAAGGCUCUGAAUACUUAGGCGAAUGUAGAGAUUUAUUACUUAGUCAUGGUGUAAAAAUUAUACAAGCUAAAUCUAAACGUAGCACAUCAAUAGCUGAACGUGAUCACCAAGAAUUUGAGAAACAUGCCUAUAUUCGUCAAGAUGCUGUAGAUUUUCAUUUACCAUUAACGUUAACUGAGAGAUGUCGAUCUUGGGUUAAAGGCCUUCGUAUUAAUGAUGAUAUUUAUAACGAUACUCCCACUCGAUUCAUUCAUAUGUCACCUAAUGAAGCUGUAAAGAGGGCAUUAAAAGGUGAAAAAAUAAUUGCUGAUCCAUCUGUAAAACAUCGAAGACCUAUUGGGUUUAAUGAACCUCGAUUAAGCUAUAAAAAUUCUAGCGACAAAGAAAACAAAGAACCAGGAAUGGGCAUUCAAAAGAAGCGGAAAAAUGGUAUACUAAGCCAAUCCAGCGGACCUAGUGAGAAAGAUAAUGUACCUAAUUAUAUCGACCUAACUGAAUUAGCUGACAAUCCGAGGGUUCAGAACAGCAUUAAUCUUAAAAUUUGUCAGCUUUGA